Messenger RNA from Haliotis rubra (blacklip abalone), 2366 nucleotides. RefSeq lists its product as uncharacterized. Gene Ontology annotation, cellular component: membrane; endoplasmic reticulum. Lineage: Eukaryota; Metazoa; Mollusca; Gastropoda; Lepetellida; Haliotidae. Gene Ontology annotation, biological process: lipid homeostasis. The transcript is spliced from 2 exons. The record is from RefSeq and is a predicted model, not a curated record. Bases 54 to 1457 code for a protein of 467 amino acids.
CGGAUUUGUCUCAUUUGACAGUUGACUCUCUGGGCGAUAGCGCGUGCCAACAGAUGGUGGGCCAAUCCACGUGGGUCCACACAACGGCUGACAACGUCCUCAUGCACAUGUUCACGGACGGCUGUUUGUUAUGUAUUUCUCUAACCAUCAACGUGUGUACGCUCUCUUUCUUCGGUUGUGGACGACUCGUGGAGUUUAUUAGCAACAAACAUGGUGCCAAAGCUACUCUGCUUACUAAAUUAGCCGACCUACAGAGAAGCAAGCCCUGGCUUUUGGGGAAAACGAUAACGGAGCUACUGGUGACGUGCCUCCUCAUCACGCUGGCUGCUAUCGCUCUGUCAACUACAUCCGUGUCAAAUUUACCAUUUACCGGAAACCAGUCGGCUCCCCUGGACCCGAUUACCCAGACAGUCAUGUCUGUAAAUGUGGGUCGCUACAUCUACAUGACUGUCCAAGACUGCUUUUUGCAUCAGCAUUUGGAUCGUUUUAAAACAGAUCUGAUUCACCACAUAGUUACAACGGUCUCAUACGGUACAUUCCUGGCAUACAGGCAAAAUAUAUUUCUCAGUGUUGCUUGUUUGUUGAUGGAGCUCAACGUCAUCCCCAUAGAAACCGGCCGGUUUAUGCGGGACUUGGGUGUCCAGAAAUCCUCUGCCCUUUACAGAAGAACUGGAAUAAUCAGCUGUGCUGUUACCAUGGCUUCAAGGGGUGUUAUUCCUGUUGUGUGUCUAGCCAUAGCUUUAAAACAUGACUCCCCGCUGAAGAUGGAAUUUCCUCCAAUGAUUUUGUUUUUCAUGUGCAUCGUGUUCUUCUGUGUUCUUAAUUUCUGGAUGAUUUUGCAAACUGUGAGCCGUGUCAUUAAAUAUUCCCCAUGUGGAACGGGCGAUAUCACCGAACAGAGCUCGAACUAUCACGUGACAAAUCCGAUGGAGCCCCAGUCACGUGACAUAGCACUUCCGGGGACACAGGGAAGGCGACAGUGUGUGACGUUUUCUAACUUUAACUAUGGGUAUCUGAAAUCUUACGAUAACAGGAACAUUUGUAAUAACGAAAACGGUAAGAAUAACCAUUGCAGCAAAAAUGUUUCAAAACCCAUACUUGUGUACAAAGACCCGCGUUUACCCUCGACGCAUAUGGGACCAGAAACUGAUGACGUUUCCAACAAUUCUGUUGACGUUGUUCACAAUAAUUUCAGCACAAGGGUACAUUUACAGGACGAAACGAGCCGACCAGGCUCUGCUAUGACGGAUUUAUCAACAGUCAACUCCCCUGUAUCUAGAGGGAGUUUGCAAAGCAGUAGCUUGAGCACAAGCUGUUGCUCCGCAUCCACCCGCAUCCAGAACGCGAUGCCACAUCAUCAGCAUCUCCCGGAGAUGCCACUCUCAACAAACCGUACAAUCUCAGCGUUCUCGGAAACAGCCGAACCUUCUUUCAAUGCCUUAGGCGAUACUGGGUAGCAUUGUAAUUAGCACAUGUUCCUUACAAUGUGGAAUCUCGUUCAUCCUGUGUUUAGAAAAUUUUGAAGGUCAUCAAGGGAGAAGGAAGGAGAUGUGUGCGUGAAUGCGUGCGUGCGUGCGUGUAUCAAUUAGAACAUCGUAUGAAAAUACCCCACCGUCAUUCUCAUCCUCGACCCCGCAACCAAGGGAAUAUUUGAAGGCUCCGUCAAGAACAUUCCUCGUCAUCAUUUCUGAGUUCUCCAUAAUCAGAUGUAAAUUAGAAAACUGACUUUACAGACAAUACUUCAGAUUGAAUUUGUUGAAAGUAUUAGAAUAUCCCUUUUUAACAAUGUCACAGAUGUAACCACUUGUCCUUGUCCGAUUUGUCACAACAAGAGGUGCUCACACUCUUUACCAGGUUACUGUGAAUGCAAUAACCCGGAUGCCGAUCAAGAAGGUGUUCACAAAACUAGGACUGAUCUCUGAAACGAAGAAUGUAAAGCUGUGUGCAUGCGUGCUGAAGUACGUGGACGUGUGUGUGAUGUGGCACACGUGUGUGCAUUCGUUAACGUGUCCGUGUCUGUCUGUCUGCUUUUGUUUGUUUUUUUAGCCCGCCAAUCUAAGUAAACGUAGACUCAGUAUUAUUCGUUACACUGCUACACUGUGUCUAACAAAACCUAGUGGAAGGUCGAGUCAGCUAACCUUUUGGGCUGACCAAUCAGAACACAGCUUACCAAAUCGCGAAAGUUAACAUUCGCACAUACCGUUUGAACCUUUACCUAAAAAACUCGAACUAUUCCGAAUGUUGUUUUCCGCACGAUCACUUCCGAGUGAUACACGCAAUGAGUAAACAGUCGCUGAAAAUAGCGUUUUUUGUCAAUAUUCAAGGAUGUCAUCUUGCGAAAAUAUAAGUAAAUAGUAACCAUGUCA